AGAUCCCUCAGUGUGCGGGCUGCAGUCAGCACAUCCUGGAUAAGUUCAUCCUGAAGGUGUUGGACCGACACUGGCACUCCAAGUGCCUGAAGUGCGCGGACUGUCACACUCCGCUGGCCGACAAAUGCUUCUCCCGGGCGGGCAGCGUCUACUGCAAGGAGGACUUCUUCAAGCGCUUUGGAACAAAGUGUGCGUCAUGCCAACAGGGCAUCCCUCCGACGCAGGUGGUGCGAAAGGCGCAGGACUUUGUGUAUCACCUGCACUGCUUCGCCUGCAUCAUGUGCAGCAGGCAGCUGGCCACCGGGGACGAGUUUUACCUCAUGGAGGACGGCAGGCUGGUGUGCAAGGUGGAUUAUGAGACGGCCAAACAGAAUGAUGACUCGGAGGCGGGGACCAAGCGACCGAGGACCACCAUCACCGCUAAGCAGCUGGAGACCCUAAAAAGUGCCUACAAGAACUCGCCGAAGCCGGCACGCCACGUCCGAGAGCAGCUGUCCUCAGAGACGGGGCUGGACAUGAGAGUCGUGCAGGUUUGGUUUCAGAACCGGCGAGCCAAGGAGAAGCGUUUGAAGAAAGAUGCGGGUCGGCACCGCUGGACCCAGUUUUAUAAAAGUGUCAAACGCAGCCGGGGAGGAACCAAAGUGGAGAAGGAGAGCUCAGCCGACGACGCAGGACUUAGCGACAGCGAACUGAGCUUCAGAGACGACCAAGUCCUGUCAGACCUGAGCCACGCCAAUGGCCUGUACGGGAGUGUCGGCGACGUGACCGGCGGCGCGGUGCUGAACGGCAGCUUCUCCAUCGACACGGCGGGACAAUCCUACCACGACAUCCGAGCAGGAAGUCCUUACGGCCUCCCUCAGUCGCCCUCGUCCAUCACCUCCCUGCCCGGUCACACGCCUCUCCUCAACAACCUGGGCUUUUCAAUGGACAGUCUGGUGGCGCAGGGGGGGCCCGGCGGUGUGGGACAGGCUCUGAGGGCCAUGGCCGGGGGCCCCACCUCAGAUCUCUCCACAGGCAGCAGUACGGGAUACCCGGACUUCCCCACCAGUCCGGCCUCAUGGCUGGAUGAGAUGGACCAUUCCCAGUUUUGAAAACUCAGCUUUCAUCAAAACAGACUUUGAUUAUUCCUUUGUUGUUUUUUUUAACUUGUAUUUCUUUGAAUGAGCCUUCAUGACUGGUUUGUUUUGAAAUGUUUUGUUGAAAAAAACAAGGAUAGAGGAGUUUCAGUUGUGCAAACUGGAUAAAAGCAGUGAACUGUUGAAUGUUCAACACAAUCAUUAUUAUUUUCUUGUGAUUGUCAAAGUUUUCUUUGCUUCACUCAAUGAAAGUGAGACUGAAUGGGUGGAUCAUUACACGAUGCCAUCCCUAGAAUAAAACACACCAUCCCUGAAGACAAGAUCACAGCUGCAGUCUAGAUCAAACCCCCCCCCCCCCACUUCCCCCGUAGACCCAGAAGACAACUGCAUGCUUCUGAUUCAAUCUAACUGCUGUCUGGUCAUUUCAGAGCCUUUACGUUGGCAUUGCACUUUACUCUCCUCUUCUUUCUCUACAUGAACGGACAGGAAUCCAGGGGAGAGAGAAAUAUGCACAAGGCAAAAAAACAAAACAAAAUAAAAAAAAGCUAAACAGUGUUUCACUCUGAGAGAAAUUUACAAGAGCAGAGGCACAAGUGUGAAUUUUGAAACAUGCUCAUGGUUUUUUUGAAGCUCACAAGUAUUGAGGAGAUCGAUGGAUGUUGGUCUGUAUGUCUGUUUGUCCGUCCUUUCCUUUCAGACGCCGUCACUUUCCGUUUGAGUUUGCGAAACAGUAAAUCUACAGGUGCUUGACUCAUUCUGUUUAAAAUAAAAGAAAAAAAGCU
Molecule: messenger RNA, 1858 nt
Organism: Austrofundulus limnaeus
Lineage: Eukaryota; Metazoa; Chordata; Actinopteri; Cyprinodontiformes; Rivulidae
Gene: lhx4
Product: LIM homeobox 4
Biological process (GO): neuron differentiation; regulation of transcription by RNA polymerase II
Cellular component (GO): nucleus
Molecular function (GO): zinc ion binding; RNA polymerase II transcription regulatory region sequence-specific DNA binding; DNA-binding transcription factor activity, RNA polymerase II-specific
Source: RefSeq, a predicted model, not a curated record